AUGACAUUGCGUGACUACCCAACGGAUCCCAUUAAAACCCUUAUUGACUCUGGUGCCACCUCCAACUUUAUAUCCCCUUCUUUAGUAGAAAAACUCAAAAUACCAAAAACCCAACUCAAAAAUCCACAAGUUGUGAGAAUGUUAGAUGGUACAAUAUCCCAGACUGGUUGCAUAUGGCACCAGGUUCAACUUGCGGUUUUGGCCAAUGGCCACCCACAUACCAUUCCUUUUCUAGUCUGUCCCAUUGGGACCACACCUGCCAUACUUGGCAUGACAUGGCUCACUCAGGAGUCACCCCUUAUAGAUUGGAACCUAGGUACUAUCACCUUCCCUGACCAAGCCCAGAUAGCCUUGGAGGAGGAAGCAGAUCCCAACCCAUUAGCAGAUCUACCCGCAGGAUACCAUGAAUUUGCCAGGGUAUUUGGCAAAGAGGAAUUUAAGGUCCUCCCCCUGCACAGGGGAUAUGAUAUUGCCAUUGACCUAGUUCCUGACGCCAAACUCUCCCUGGGACCAAUCUAUGGCAUGACCAAUGCAGAAUCCAAGACGCUUAAACAACACAUUGACAAGGAAUUAGCAAUGGGCAAGAUCCGCCCCAGCACUUCCUCAGCAGGCGCCCCAGUCAUGUUUGUCAAGAAGGCGGAUGGGUCAUUACGCCUGGUAGUUGAUUAUAGGAAGCUUAACAAGGUCACGCAUAAGAACGUAUACCCACUCCCAAGACAGGAUGACCUCAUGGCAAAGCUAAGGCAUGCAAAGAUAUUCACAAAGCUUGACUUACGCUGGGGUUACAACAAUGUCAGGAUCAAGGAAGGCAAUGAAUGGAAAACGGCUUUUAGGACCAAAUAUGGGUUGUUUGAAUAUUUAGUCAUGCCCUUUGGUCUCACAAACGCCCUGGCCGCCUUUCAACACUUUAUGAAUGACCUUUUCUGGGACCUAAUCAAUGUUACUGUGGUAAUCUACUUGGACAACAUAUUGAUUUUUUCAGAAAACCUGGAAGAACAUCCAGCCCACGUCAGGGAAGUUCUGUCCCGGUUAUUAAAAAAUCAGCUGUUCUGUAAAUUGUCCAAAUGCCACUUCCACGUCACCACGGUCAAUUACCUGGGCAUUGUCAUAUCUCCUGCAGGCUUUUUGAUGGAUCAAAAGAAGAUUGAGGCAGUCACAUCCUGGCCUCAACCCAAGACAGUCAAACAGGUCCAGGCUUUCCUAGGGUUUGUCAAUUACCUCUGUAGAUUCAUCCCCAAUUUUAGCUCUGUUGCAUGGCCUCUCCAUAACCUGACAAGGAAGGAGACCCCUUGGUCAUGGAAUAGCCCAGAAGAAGCUGCAUUCCAAGAACUGAAGAACCUAGUCACCCAAUCCCUGGUCCUGAUACAUUCCAACCCCAAGCUCCCCUAUUACCUGGAAACAGACGCUUCAGGAGUAGCUAUGGGCGCCAUAUUGAGUCAAAGAGGCCCAGAUAACCAGUUGCACCCCAUUGCCUAUAUGUCCAAAUCCUUCUCAGGUGCCAAAGCAAAUUACAACACCCACAACAAGGAGCUACUUGCUAUCAUUAAAGCCUUGGAAGAAUGGCGUAUUUUCCUGGAAGCUACCAAGAAACCAGUCCAGGUGUUCACAGAUCAUUGCAACCUGGAAUAUUGGAUGCAAGCCAGGACCUUCAAUCGGAGACACGCUAGAUGGUGCAUUUUCCUGAGGAAACAAUCAGGGAAACCAGACGCACUGUCAAGACGUUCAGAUUAUGUUGACCACCCCCCAGAACUAGAAGUCAUGCUCCCAGAAGAGGUUUUUGUCAACACAUCAGAAGAGGAACUUGAGAUUGUCACAGAAAUCCAAAAGGGACUAAGGGAGGACCCGUCCCUGGAACCUAUCAUCCAGUUCCUAACAGAAGAUGCAGAUGUUGCGCCUCCCUUGAUUUGGAAAGCCUAUUGGGAUUAUGACUGGGAAGAGGAUCUACUCUGGUACUGUGGGAAACUAGUAGUUCCAGACAGCAAGCCCUUGAAAGAAAGACUCCUGAAGGAGUUCCAUGACUCACCGUUAGCCAGACGCCCAGGACAGCAGAGAACCCUUGAACUCCUAAGUCAAACCUACUGGUGGCCAGGUAUGAAAUCAUCAGCCAAGGAAUGGGUUGAGUGCUGCCCUGCGUGCCAGGCCAAUUGA
Rhizoctonia solani is the source of this 2148-nucleotide messenger RNA. RefSeq names its product Retrotransposable element Tf2 protein. The record is from RefSeq and is a predicted model, not a curated record. Lineage: Eukaryota; Fungi; Basidiomycota; Agaricomycetes; Cantharellales; Ceratobasidiaceae. Bases 1 to 2148 code for a protein of 715 amino acids. The transcript is spliced from 2 exons.